AUGAGCAACCAAGCUUUGGACGCAAUCGUCAUCGGGGCCGGCUGGUCUGGCGCCAUUGCCGCCCGGGAGCUUGCCAACAAGGGCCGCAAGGUGUUGGUGCUGGAGGCCAGAGAUAGAAUCGGAGGACGCGCGAACACCUGGGUGAAGGGAGACGCAAAGAUUGAUGUAGGAUGCAGCUGGAUCCACGGCUACAAAGAAGGGAACCCCGUGAGAUACAUUGCCCAAGAUUUUGGCGUUGCCGCUCACCUACCCAAGGCUGCUGAGGGUGUAGUUUACGGCCCAAAUGGUCGUCUCUCGACUUCCAACGCCGAUAACCUGCGCGCAUCCCUUGGUGCUGCUCAGGCAUCACUAAAGCUUCCUCACCCAACCCCUGCGCCAUCUACUUCGCUCGCCUCCGCCCUUUUGGCCGAAAACUCGGCUCUCUUCACAGCUUUCACAUCCCCGGACCCUUCCUCAGACGUCAACCAAAACAGCCCUGCUGACCCGACGCAAGGAGCCACGCAGCCCACAACUGGUUCGUCUCAAAAGGAGCUGGCAGCUGCCCUUGCCCGCUCCCUCGAGAUUCCUCUGGGACUCAAGCUCGAAAAAGCCUCUUUGAAAUGGGCUGGAUGGGAAACCACCACCGCAUUCGGCGGCUCUGACGCCGCACCCCAGGGAGGCUAUGAGUCCCUGGUCAACAAGGUCCUUGAUGAUGCCAAAGCCAAUGGUACUGAAGUGAAGUUGGGCACAAAGAUCACUGGGUUUUCCCAGGGCGAGGAAGGAGUCGUUGUCACUGACGCUAAAGGCAACAAGUUCACGGCCAAGGCGGCCAUUUCCACCAUUCCGCUCGGUACUCUGAAGGCUCUGCCUGAAAGCACCUUCAAUCCUGCAUUGCCACCGCGCCUACAGGAGGUUAUCAAAGGUACCCACGUAGGUGUCCUGGAGAAGCUUCUGCUUCAGUACCAGACAGCCUGGUGGCCCGAGGCUGACAAGGCGGGAUCCUACACUUUCCUGCCUACGUCUACGAAGCCCGUGACUGACAGCUCUUCUCCUGCCGAAAUCUUCGAGGCAUCGACUCUGGUCUGCGCCAACUUCGCUGGCCCGUCACUUCCCGGCUCCGGCCCGACUCUGCUCACAUACCUUUCCGAAACGCCUGCUACCGCUUUGCUUCGCUUCGACCAAAAGGAGGUUGCGGCUGCCUACCACAAGUUUCUCGUCUCCCGCUUCAAGCCAUCAUCUCAACCCGCGGAGCCAAUCGAGACCAACUUGACCAAUUGGUUGACUGACGAAUUCUCGCGCGGUGCCACGACUACCCCGUCAAUCAUCUCAGAGAACGGCGAACGAAGCCCGCUGGACUUCAAGGAGCUCAGCAGACCCGUGUGGGAUGGAAGACUCGGAUUCGCUGGUGAGCACACUGAGAUGGAAAACCGUGGAAGCGUUGCCGGUGCUGUCGUCAGCGGCUAUCGUGAGGCCGAGCGUGUCGGUAGACUGUUGAGAUUGCUAGAAGAGAACGCGAAGUUGUAA
This is a messenger RNA of Colletotrichum orchidophilum, 1503 nucleotides long. Its product is annotated as flavin containing amine oxidoreductase. Gene Ontology annotation, molecular function: oxidoreductase activity. The coding region runs from base 1 to 1503 and encodes 500 amino acids. NCBI's taxonomy places the organism in Eukaryota, Fungi, Ascomycota, Sordariomycetes, Glomerellales, Glomerellaceae. The transcript is spliced from 3 exons. The record is from RefSeq and is a predicted model, not a curated record.